This is a messenger RNA of Diuraphis noxia (Russian wheat aphid), 1749 nucleotides long. RefSeq names its product desmosome associated protein-like protein pinnin (gene Pnn). Gene Ontology annotation, cellular component: catalytic step 2 spliceosome. The record is from RefSeq and is a predicted model, not a curated record. NCBI's taxonomy places the organism in Eukaryota, Metazoa, Arthropoda, Insecta, Hemiptera, Aphididae.
UUCGUUUURAGUAUUUGACUUGGUUAAGUCAUUUAUUUUUCGUCACAUUUUAUUGAAUAUAUUUUUUUUACUUCUAAAUAAGUUAUUAAUUUUGAUUUAAAACUAUUACUUUUGUGUGGCAUCCUGACUGAUUUCUAAAAACUAAAAGGUAUAUAGUAUUUAUGACUAUUAAAUUAUAUUUCAAAAAAAAGCAUUCUUAUUUACUUGUUUUGUGAAGUAUAUUACUAAUAYUAUCAUGACUACUCUACUGGACCGUUURCAAGAACACCUGGUUAAGAAACGACAAGGGUUGAGUGAUGUACAUGAAACGUUAAAAAAAAUUACUGGUCGUGAUACGUUUGAUGAUCACUUAAACCAUGGUAAAUUUAACAAACGACCACAAGUAGGUGUAGAUCAAAAACCACAAUUCAGAGAGAUAAUAAAGAAAGAUGUUAAACGAUUACGAGAUAAUAAGCUUUCCUUUAGAAAUGAUAGUCAGAAUCGUAAAGUUUUUGUUAACCCUACAGAAUCAUCAAAAAUUUUCAAAAAUGGAAAUAAUUCGGGUAGGAUAUCAGCUAAGGAUCGUUUAGGGACAAUAGUUACUGAUGAUCAUCAGACACCUAUAGCGGAAGAAUACGAAAAUGAUGAUGAUAUGGAUGAAGAUCCUAUGCCCAAAAAAACCCUUCAAUCACAAGUUAUGUUGUCAUCUAAAAUUAUGAAAUCUCGCACUGAGGUAUUAGCUGCUCAACAAGGAGAUCAAGUGACUAAGGAACGGAAUCGACGAAUGUUUGGAUCGUUAUUAGGUACUCUACAAAAGUUUAAGAAAGAAGAAACUCAAUUAAAAGAUAAAGAAGAGAAAAAAGCAAAAAUUGAAAGAAGAUUAGAUGAAGAAGCACUGAAAGAAAAAGAAUCAUUAGUUUUAAAGAAGCGAGAGCUAUUUAUGCUAAGAAAACAGCAACAAAGGGACAUAAAAAAUAUAGAGAUUAAAAUGGGAUUGGUAAGAAAUUUUGAAAUAUUUGAACGCCAAAUAAAUUGCACAAUGAAUUUUAUUAAAACUGAAUUUGAUCCUUCGGUGUUUUACUUGCCUAAAAUACAUAACGAAAAGACUGAAAAAAAAUUGAGUAAGACGCGUUCAUACUUGAGCAAUAUCUUGGGCAAGAAGAGGAAUAUGGUUGAAAGUCAAAUUGAGAAGUUGUUACAACCUAAUGAUGAACAAAUGGAGUUUGAUGACAGAGUGGAAGAUGGCGAAGUAAGAGUAGCUGAUGAAGAAGAAGAUGCUGAUGUAGAUGAGUAUGAAAGACAUCAAGAUAAUGGAGCUUUUAACUAUGAUUAAAUAUAAUAUUUAAUUACAAGUAUAAUGAACUCAAUAUUUUGUGUAUUUAUUGUAAAUAUUGUUUUAGCACUUUCAACACUGUUUUAAAUAAUUAAUACAAACUUGAGUUGAGCUCAUUUAUUUGUAGAAUAAACUUUUUUUUAAAUACUUUUAUUUAUUUUGGUAUUUGAAUAUUUUACAAAAGAUUGGGAUGGAUUUACAUGCCAUUUUAGUUUCUUGUGUAUAAAAUUAAUAUUAUGUAAUUUAUCAUAAGUGUUAGUUAGUCAUUCAUUGAGUUUGUCUUAAUUUGUGUACCUUAAUUUAAACCUCAUAAUUUCUGUAUUAAAUUAAUUCGUUACUUUCUACAAUCUACGAUCUUUUAACUAAAUGUUAUUAUUUAAGUUAAAUUCUUAAAAGUAGAUUUAAACGCUUGUUGUUCAAACCAAUCUAAGACAAAA